UAGAAUUAGUCUGUGGUCAUGUGUUUAGUAACCUCACUAGCCAGUAGCCACUACACGCUACAGGCUACAGCAACAAUAAACUAUUGCCUAGACAGGAGUUGAGUACUGAAAUGCCGUUUGCUCGACGUUAUGUUUUUAUAAAAAAAAAUAAUUAAAGUUUUUGUGACUUAUAUUUAUUUUAUGUAAGAUAAAUUUAAAUACAUUUUGUAGAUUGCUAAUUUCAUUUCGGGAAGAAUACCUUUACAUUACAAUUUAUUGACCUAAAAGGUAGAAAACAAAGCUAUGGAUUCUGAUUUUGAAAGGAUUGAAGCGGAAAACCGUCAUCUUUUUUUUAACGAUGAAAUUAUAAACAAAUAUAUGGAUCUAAUCACAGAACGUUCCCCCAACACAGUGUAUGCAUUUAACACAUUCUUUUACUUAGCUCUGUCUGACAAGGGAUACUCUCACGUUUGUCGAUGGACAAAAAAAAUUGAUAUAUUCUCAAAAAGAAAAUUAUUCAUCCCUGUUCAUAUUGAUGAUCACUGGUGUUUAGUUUAUGUUGAUUUAUUACAUAAAUCUAUUCAAUACUAUGAUAGCCUGAAAGGACGUAAUUUUAAAUGCUUAAAAUUAAUAUUGAAAUAUUUGAUGAUGGAACAUGUCGAUAAAAAAGGAGAAGAAUUUCAUCCUAGUGGUUGGUUAUUAAUGAAUGUGAAGAACUGCCCACUACAAUUGAAUAGUUGGGAUUGUGGAGUAUUUGUUUGUAUGUUUGCCGAGUAUCUAUCAAGAGAUGCUCCAUUAAAUUUUUCACAAAAAAAUAUGGCUAGAUUUAGGAGACAAAUUCUAUUUGAACUUAAGAAGAAAAAAUUAAGAAAACCUGUUUUAGAAACUUAAGUAACAUACUACAAUACUGUAACAAAAUUAAAUUAUGCAUAUUUUUAUACAUUUGUAGUAAAUAUAGAAACUUCAUUAUGUAUAAUAUGUAUUUAAUAUUGAUAACUAAUAUGUUAUAAGUAAUUAUAUUUAGGCAUAUUAUUCACUUAAAUUAAAUAUUGAUGUAUUUAUGAUAUAAUUGCAUGAAAUUUUGUUAUUAAGUUUUAUUUGUAAGUAAUAUAAACAAUUUUUUUAUGAUUA
Aphis gossypii (cotton aphid) is the source of this 1110-nucleotide messenger RNA. RefSeq names its product sentrin-specific protease 1-like. Gene Ontology annotation, biological process: protein desumoylation. Gene Ontology annotation, molecular function: deSUMOylase activity. NCBI's taxonomy places the organism in Eukaryota, Metazoa, Arthropoda, Insecta, Hemiptera, Aphididae. The transcript has 2 exons. The record is from RefSeq and is a predicted model, not a curated record. Bases 283 to 870 code for a protein of 195 amino acids. Gene Ontology annotation, cellular component: nucleus.